Cyanistes caeruleus (blue tit) is the source of this 2915-nucleotide messenger RNA. It is a transcript of the gene TRMT10A, whose product is annotated as tRNA methyltransferase 10A. Lineage: Eukaryota; Metazoa; Chordata; Aves; Passeriformes; Paridae. Gene Ontology annotation, cellular component: nucleoplasm; cytosol; nucleus. Gene Ontology annotation, molecular function: tRNA binding; methyltransferase activity. The record is from RefSeq and is a predicted model, not a curated record. Gene Ontology annotation, biological process: tRNA N1-guanine methylation.
GCGGCCGGCCCUCUGCAGUCAUGAGAGGCUUAUGGCGUGUCCGUGUAUAGAUACACGUGCGCUUGCGUGUGUAUAUAUCUGUGUGCCUGUGCGCCUAUGUAGAUGCGCGCAGGUGCGCGGGCAAGGCUCGGUGUGUGAACGCCCUCAGACAGGGAAAUCGGGAUGUGCCAGCAAAACCUCCGCUUUUUCUGGUAUCCUGUGUGUUUCCUGUCUCUGCUGCUACUGUAGGAAGCCGGGGAGUUGCUCUUUCCUGCCUGUUGGAGGUGCAGUGUUCUCCGAGAACUGGUGAGCAGAAAACUUGUUUUUAAUGAAACGUCCAGCACAUGCUGAGAAACAAGUCAGAAAAACCAGCGGAAAGCUAAUGUCAUCUGAAACACCCACAGCCGGUCCAGAGGCGCCGAUGGAAAAUACCCUGUUCCCUGGAGUUCCUGAUGUGGAAGGAAAGGCAAAGUCAAAUGACGGUCCAGUAGAGAGACUGGAGGCAGGCUCAGGCAAGGAAGAAUGCCUUGAGUCCAUGUCCAAGAGGCAAAGGAAGAAGCUGUUGAAGCAGAAGCAGUGGGAAGAACAGAAAGAUCUACGGAGGCAGAAACGAAAAGAAAAACGCCAGAAGAGAAAACUAGAACGUCAGUCAAAAUUGGAUUCCAGUAGUGAGGGAAAUGACAGAAAGUGCAUGCGCAGGGAAGUUGUUCCUAGCACACUUCGCCUCGUUGUGGACUGCAGCUUUGAUGACCUGAUGGUCUUAAAGGAUGUUAAGAAGCUUCACAAGCAGAUUCAGAGAUGUUACGCAGAAAACCGCAAAGCUUUUCAUCCUGUGCAGUUUUACUUGACCAGCCAUGGAGGACAGUUGAAGACCAACAUGAAUGAAAAUGACAAAGGAUGGGUGAAUUGGAAGGAUAUCCAAAUUAGAACAGAGCACUACAGUGAGCUAAUAAAGAAAGAAGACCUAGUAUAUCUUACCUCAGAUUCCCCAGACGUUCUCAGAGAGCUUGAUGAGAAGAAAGCCUACGUGAUUGGAGGACUGGUAGAUCACAAUCACCACAAGGGUAUUACUUACAGAAAAGCUGUAGAGCAGGGAAUUGGUCAUGCACAGCUCCCGCUUGGAAAUUUUGUCAAAAUGAACAGUCGGAAAGUUUUAGCUGUCAAUCACGUGUUUGAGAUCAUCCUUGCAUACCUGGAGAAGAGAGACUGGAAGGAGGCUUUUUUCAGUGUCCUGCCACAGAGGAAAGGGGCUGUUCCUUUGGGAGAAGCCAAUGAUUCGUCCAAACAUGCUCUGUCUGGAAAAGAAGAUGAAGACAAUGACUCAGACAGUAACUAGGCUUUAGAAUGAGAUGGUGAGAAAGAUGAGACAUGCAGUUUGUGGAAUAAAAUUGGGACAUGAAGUAGUUUUACUUCAAAGACUGUCUGCAGCCCUCACAGUGCUAAAUUGUCUCAGUGCUUGGUAGUCCCAGAACAGAGUUUUUGUGCAUGAAGGGUUAAGUUAAAUGCAGGUUUUUACCCUGAAACUUCAAUAUAAUAAUAACUUUUUUUUUAAAAAAAGGGAAGAAAUUAAUGGCAAAUGCAGCAUUUAUUUUUUUUUCCAGGGAAGCUGUUUAAUUUUUCUAAUAUUAUUUUUUAUACAUACCAAGUUGGGUGUAAAUGCCAAGAGCAUUAGUAGUUACUAUUUUAAAGUCUACAUUCUUGUCUCCAUUUCUGUUCAAAAGCUUUCUUAAAAGCAGUGAAUGAGAAGUGUUCCUUUGGCUCCAAAACCUGUACCACCAGUGCCUGCUGCAAAGUGCGCAUGAACACUCAAAACAAAAAUUCUGAUUUUCCUGAGCAUCUCAAGAGACAAUCACAAGCAACUGAACUGCCUGAUUCAUAUAUUGUGUUUAGUUAGCUGGGGUCAGUAGGUGAAGUAUAAAUGUGGGGUUAAGCCAGUGCUUUAUACUUGAGUUUGAGAGGGAUGGGUGUUAUCACAGGUGCAAAUCAUGUGUCUUGUCUGGCACAUGGUGCACACUGAGGUGACUUUUGAUUAUUUCUUCAUAUUCUCAGCAAAAUUUAUCACACAGCCUCAAAACAACACCAGGAGGGAGGAACUCUUCCUUACCGGUCACUCAGAUUCAGUAUUCCUGAAUGGCAUGAUCCUGUAUGUAUUGUAUUGUAUUGUCUAUAAAAUAUUUUUCCUUUAAAAAAAGUCAUAAUCUUAGUCUUGGCUGGAUGUUCUGAUUCUGACUCAUCAACUGACUUUGUUGCUUUGACGAAGUAGUGAAGUGGACACCUUGGAAGUGAGGCUUUGCUUCAGCCCUGUGAGGCUGCCUAUCCCUUUCUUCCCCAGGGAGUGACCAGGUAGCUGCAGUGUCUGAAUAAGUGCAGCUCUCACACAGGUUUCUCAUGCCUGAAGAGCAAGAGGACGUGGCAUCCUAAGUGUUCCUCUCUGCUGAGCUGCAGUCAGAGGGCUGAUUCAAGUAUGCUUUGUGCACAUUUUUCUUCCUCCCUUCGUUGUUACUGCUUUCAGGUGGACACUGCAGGUGGGAUUCCUGUGGGUCCCUAUGGUCUGUAAGAGCUUGGCAACCAACUGGUUAUGACUUACACACAGUACACUUCGCUCUAUACUUUCUAAAAGGCCAACAGAAAAGUUUCUUCUGUUAAAAGGAUGCAUUGUAGUCUCUUACUGAAGUUCCACAGGGCUUUUCUUAGGCUUUACAAAACCUUUUCUUCUUUGUUGCAGAAACUAGAUCAGCCUUUUCAUAAAAGCAUUGCUGGUUUUAUUUCUGUAACAAAAAAGGCAGCAUAAGUGUACCCAGCAUGUAUUACACUGUACACAGCAAUUACACUGAUUCUCUAAUUGAAAUGCAUAAAAUUGCAAGGAACUGCACCUUUAUAGCUGAGGUUCUGCAUGUUAAUGCACGUAGCACCUAUUAAACCUGAUCUAAGACUCA